AUGCUUUCAAGAGCUGCCCGACCGGCUUUGAGGGCUGGGGCCGCGGCGUCUGCCAGGCCAGCCGUUCCAAACGCCGCAACCUUCGCGACUCUUCGUGAGAUUGAGGACCGUCUGAAGUCCAUUCGCAAUAUCGAGAAGAUCACCAAAACAAUGAAGAUUGUCGCCUCGACCAAGCUUACCCGUGCCCAACGGGCAAUGACCUCGUCUCGUGAAUAUGGCAAGACUUCCAAUACCGUAUUCGAAAAUGCCGAGACCAAGCCUUUGGAAAAUGACGACAAGAAGACUUUGAUCGUUGUUGCAAGCUCCGACAAGGGACUGUGUGGUGGCAUCCACUCUGGACUUUCCAAAUAUGUUCGCCGACUUCUCCUCGAGAAGCCAAAUGUCGAUAUUGUUGUUUUGGGCGAGAAGUGCAAGGCCCAAUUAAGUCGAUCAAACUCGAAGAACAUUGUCUUGAGCUUCAGUGGUAUUGGAAAGGCUAUCCCGACAUUUGCAGACGCUCAAGCUAUUGCCGACCAAGUUUCCCGCUUGCCAACCGACUACGCAUCUGUUCAGAUCAUUUAUAACAAAUUCGUCAAUGCGACAAGUUAUGAGGUUACCCCGAUUGAAGCGUACUCUCAGGAGGCCAUCGCCAACUCCCCCAACUUCUCUGCUUUUGAAAUUGACGAUUCGGUCCUGAGCAACCUCCAGGAGUACUCCCUCUCCAACUCAUUAUACUGGGCUCUCGCUGAAGGUCAUGCCUGUGAAAUAUCCGCCCGUCGCAAUGCAAUGGAUAACGCUUCCAAGAACGCUGGGGAUAUGAUCACCAAGUACCAGAUUCUGUUCAACAGAACCCGCCAAGCCGUCAUUACUGGCGAAUUGGUUGAAAUUAUCACUGGUGCUGCUGCCUCGGAGGAGUAG
Messenger RNA from Venustampulla echinocandica, 897 nucleotides. Its product is annotated as ATP synthase subunit gamma. Bases 1 to 897 code for a protein of 298 amino acids. Lineage: Eukaryota; Fungi; Ascomycota; Leotiomycetes; Helotiales; Pleuroascaceae. Gene Ontology annotation, biological process: proton motive force-driven ATP synthesis. The record is from RefSeq and is a predicted model, not a curated record. The transcript is spliced from 4 exons. Gene Ontology annotation, molecular function: proton-transporting ATP synthase activity, rotational mechanism.